Molecule: messenger RNA, 4982 nt
Organism: Podarcis raffonei (Aeolian wall lizard)
Lineage: Eukaryota; Metazoa; Chordata; Lepidosauria; Squamata; Lacertidae
Gene: MFAP5
Product: microfibril associated protein 5
Exons: 9
Coding region: 358-840 (160 amino acids)
Biological process (GO): embryonic eye morphogenesis
Cellular component (GO): microfibril
Source: RefSeq, a predicted model, not a curated record
GUGCCGAUUCCUCUCGAGCUACAAUAAACUCAGUGAGGUCAUGGGACAGUUUUUUUUCCUCCCCCUCUCCUCAUUCCAUCUGCAUGAUGACACCAAAUCCUACUACUACUUUGCUGAAUUGAAUUUUGAAGGCAAGCCAAAGGAGAACGUUUGCUGGGACUGGGAGCGGCUAGGCACUCUGACCAAGCUAGGGGGACCAGCUGAAGGGAGGAGGCUCUGUCCACAGUGCAAAGGAACCGAGUCCCUCAAUGACAGUGAAGGGAAGGAGUUGUGUCUCAAUUUUUUUAUAUUUUUAUUUUUUCGCAGAGGGGGAUUUUGUAAAGACAUCUUUCUAAGCACGCAAUCGACAUAGUAAGGAUGAUGGCCUGUGGAGCUCAGAAGCUGCUGUGUCUUGUAGCUCUCAUUGCCCUGUCAACUGACUGGUUUCUGCCUGAGGUCAUUGCUCAGGAUGAUCCUACAGAUGCACCUGAUAUACCGGGUGAUGUGGCAGAUGCAGCUGACCCUGCAGCAGGAGCAGCAGAUGUGCCAGGUGACACUGCCCCAUCAACAGCACCUGAAUGCCGUGAAGAGCAAUUUCCUUGUACACGGUUGUACUCUGUUCAUAAGCCGGUGAAGCAAUGCAUCAGUUACUUGUGUGUUACCAGUGUCCGCCGGACAUACAUGAUAAACAAGGAAAUCUGCUCUCGCAUUGUCUGCAAAGAGGAUGAAGCCAUGCAGGAGGAGAUCUGCCGCCAGAUGGCUGGCCUGCCACCACGCCGCCUCCGCCGCUCGGGUCGCCCUCGAGGACCACCCUGCCGGCGGGCUCAGCUCCAACGACAGAAUGCUGUUGAUCCUCAGUGACCAACAAACUGCAGGCAUGAUAAAAAGGAGCAGGAGAUGAAAUCACAGCGAACCCAGACAGUCUACAACCCAGCUUAAGUUUGCCUUCUUCCCCCAACUUCCUGCCUUGGGAGGUGCUCCAGGCCAGGGACUUUCUGUGCCCACAUGUCACAGGUGGCAGCUGAUGUCACCUUUGAAAUGUGAUACCAAGACCCUCGUAUGCUCAUGCUUUUGUGUUACUCUUGCCCCAAGCUGCUUAUAAAAGCUCUGUUCACACCUGCCUUAAUAUAUACAGAUGUGUAUACUCAGCCUGUGGGGCAGUAGGAUAAUGUGCAUCCUGCCCCAGAGCUUGGUGUCCCCUGAGCUGUGUGUAACUAGGACUGAAGUUAGCUGUCCUUGGGAGGUUGGAGGCACAACAUGCCAAUAUCCAGGAGCUGCUCGACUUGAUUUCUGCAUUGCUCUUGCAGUGGGAAGGAAACUUCAGUCAUUGGCACACACCACUUAAACCCCUGUAAAGAAAAAUGGGUUAUUAGCUCUCUCAGCCACCACUAUUCCAUAAUGGAAAUGAAACUAAGCCAGUGUAGGGCUGAGAGAUUUGAUUGCACAUGCACAUGACAGAGCUACAGUGGAAGAGCAGACAGAGAAAUAAAUUCUAGUCUGUCUGCAUGGCACUGAUGGGUGGGCCCCCAAACACCAUGGAUGCACCCAUCCUUAGCUUGGUUCUAAGUAUGGUUACAUCACUGCAGACCAUCAACAGCACCACCUCACUGUCUCCACUUCACUGCCUCUUUUUUCCACUCGUAGUGUACAACUUGGGUCCUGGGUGGUGGUUGUUCCUCAAAACAAUUGACUAAUGAUCGCCACACAACAACUUUGGUGGAAGAGACAAGAGGAGAGGGAGGGAAGGAGACACGGUGGCUCAAAUCUGGCCAUAGUAGAGACACUGCAAGGACCACACUGCAAGGUCAUGCACAAGCCCGCAUUAGUGAAACCUUAAGCCAAGGUCUCAGAGAAGUAUGAGCUUUUCAGUAGUACUGGAUGGUUGCAGUGCCUGCUUAAAUUAACCAUGGGCUGUCAUUGCUGACACAGUGUAGCUGGAAACGGAGAGUUGUUUGCAUGAGAGUUGAAGGUGGCAUCAUUGCCCAUGGUGUAUAUGCUCGUUUCUUUUGCCCAUUGUUGCCUUUAGCCAAAACUACAAGAGAGAUAAUUGAGGGGCAGCAACAGUGAGUCUACACACCAUGAAUAAUGAUGCCUUUACCAAAGGGAUAUUGAGAGUCUCUUAUCCUGAGUCCAUCUACUCUGGUUGGUAGCACUUACAUGGGACCUUCUGCUGGUGAUGGAUGUGCUCUAUCACUGAACUGUGCAGCCCCUCUCUCAGCUUUUGAGAUAUCUGAAAAAGCAAUUCUCGUCUCCAGCUACCGUAUGCCCCAAAGGGAAGCUGAUAAUUUACUUCUGUGGUACCUUUGCUAGAGCCCUUCAUCUCCUGCAUAUAGUAAACACGUCCACAUGUUCUGGUUCCUAUUUUUUUUUUAAUAGAAAUUGCAUAGCAACUUUCAACAUUAUUUAACUUAACUCUUUUUACUUAAUAACUCAGGCACCUGCUGCAUGCUUUAUAGCUUCUCCUCUUCACUGCCCUUUAUAAGUCCUUAUUGCAACAUGGAUCAAAAUGAUCCAGGCUGCCAUCUGGUGCUAGUCCAUAUGCUGAAGUGAAUUCCUUUAGCAACACUGAUGCCAACAGAACAAUGGUAUAAAUAUUUCCUGCUGGCUUUGUAAUUACAUAACACUUUUGCGAUCCAGUGCUGUCCAUAAAACUGAACGCAACAGGCAAGGCACUUGGUUGAAGUCUUAGGUAAAGGAAUGUAAAAGUAUGUCUAGAUCAGCUAAUAGUGGACAGGAUAUCUGAUGUCCAAGUGACUAGGGGCACAAUCCACCAUGGUGUUUUCUACUAGCAAGCCCCAGUAAGACAGUGAAUGGGAGCUGUGCUGGCGCACAACUGUCAGGCCUGACUCCAGAUUUUGGGGCGGCCUUUGGCAGUUUGCUGGGCCUUCCUUACACUGCUGCAAUAAUUCUGGAGUGUUGCUUUUUAAUUUGUCCAGUUCAGAAAUAGAAGGGUAGGGGGAAAUACUGUUCUGUUCAAAGAAAAGUAGGGGCAGAAGGAAACCAGCAGCAAUUUCUGCCCCACGGAAAUAUGGCACAGAUAAAACAGUGAGAGAAGUGUUUCCAAUAGGUAAUUCUGACAUGGGGUAGCCACCAGGAAUUGCCAUUUUUGAUGCAGUCACUGGUCUUGUCCGUGCUCUGCCAUGUGCCAGAGUUAUGCGUCUUACUCAUCACCUAAUUGCUCAGUCUAUACCUUCACCAUCUUCCACAAGGGAAUGAGCUGCAAACUUGGCAUGUGGCACGAUAAAAAGUUAGUUAUUCAUGCCGGUUACCGUUUGUGUAGAUUGUGUGAACUGAAGCUCCCAUAUAUUUGCAGGGAAGAAAUCCCCUGUUGAAAAGGGGUAUUAUUAAAGAGUUUGACAAGUUCACAUGUUACUUGAUCUCUCUCAGCGCUUAAUGGAAUGUGUGAUUGGUUUUUGCAGACAUGUAUUCUUUAUGUUGUCAUCGGGCGACAGGAAAGCUCUGUGUGUUGUGGUUCAUUUUAUGCGUGCAAACCACCGCUAGAAGCUGUAGCCAGUGAAUGAUCAACAUUUAUAUGUGAAACAGCCAAGGAGCAAGUAGUAGGGGAAGAGAGCUGAAAAUAAGCCAAUAUAUUGUACAUCUGGCAAAAUAUACAUCAGGAGGCUUAGCUUGGUCAGAAUUGAGUAUACGCUUCCAGAGUUACAUUACUUCUCGUAAAUGAGCCACCAUAGCCACUAGAGGGCUGUGAAAAUUUGUGUCCUGGGCUUUUAAGACUCAUCUACCCAUGUACUAUCUGAAACCAAAGGGGCACAUUGCUUGCCAGAUGUGAAUUCCCCUCCCAGCUCUCUUACCCCCCACUAAAUGGUGGGUAACCUGCAGCCCUCAUGCUGUUGUUGGAUCAGCUCCUGUCAGGCAAAGCCAAAAUGGCCAAUGAUCAGGAUUGGUGCUAGACUUUGGGGAAUCCUUGGCAUGGUACUGUUCAAGGGCCCUGCCAGUUAGGGCUGGGCUGGGCAGUUGCUGCUACUGCUUUCACAAUGGCAGCACCAUUCACUCUUCUCCACCAGAUCCUUAGAUAUGCUUCACUGGUGCUUUUGAAUGGGAGCUGAGCUCAACUUCCAUCUGUGAUGGCCAACCGCCAUCUUAACUCGCCCAAAAUGCAACGCCCUAGUCCACAGAUCUGUGAAACCAAUUCACUUAAUGGAGCUGUUGGGUUGGGGCCUUCUAGUUCAGGUAACCAAAAAUGGCAGGUGAUCAUGGCAGAUGGGAGCGGAGCAUGGCUCUUACUCAAAACGCCACCAUUGCCUGCUAUUGCAAAGCCUCUGGGAAGCCAUCAAGGAGGGUAGGGAGUGAGGGCAGGACUGAGCUGGGCAUGUGAGGGGCCCAUUCAAGCCUUUAAGGCAUUCAGCCAGUGUUGGAUCUGGCCAACUGCUUGUGCCAGGCCUGCUAAUAGUCAGGGAUAAUGAGAGCUGUAGUCCAGAAAUCUCUGGCCUACAGUCUCCUCAGCCCUGCUGUAGAUACUAUAUGGUACACAAAUUCUUCAGUAGAGUUGGUGACUUUGUUUUUAACUGGCCCUUGUCUUAAGCCUCUAGCAGUGGCUGUAUGGGCAGAAAUUAAGUUGGUGAAAUUUUUCCCAUCAUUUUAUAUCUGUGUCUGUAAAAAGGCACAGUAAAAAGAAAGAAGUACAAUUUGUCUUUAUAGAGAAUAACUGCCUGAUUUUUUUUUAAAGGGAUGGCCUUACUGUGGGACGUUGGUACGCAUCAGUUGUUAGAAGGCACAUAUAUAAGAGAUCUAAAUCUGUUCUGAAUACCAAAUGCAAAUGUAAACAUAUAUGAAUGUAUUCCAUAGUUAUUGUACAACAUAUAAAUAUAUAAAACACGUUCACAAAUUUUGAAAGAAUGCAAAUUAUUUCUUAUGCUGCUUCACUGCUGUAUUUUAUGCGGGGUCAAGGAGUGGAAUUUCAAGGGAAAAAGCACUGCAUAAACAGAAUUUAUAUUUUAUGGAAUGCAUACACAAUUCAAACAUAUUAAAAGACAACUUGUUUUCCU